Homo sapiens (human) is the source of this 2922-nucleotide messenger RNA. It is a transcript of the gene ZNF579, whose product is annotated as zinc finger protein 579. The record is from RefSeq and is marked validated. NCBI's taxonomy places the organism in Eukaryota, Metazoa, Chordata, Mammalia, Primates, Hominidae. The transcript has 2 exons. Gene Ontology annotation, cellular component: nucleus. Bases 57 to 1745 code for a protein of 562 amino acids.
ACCGUCCGCGUUUGGCCGGCCGUGGGGAAGGAAGAAAGGAGCCAAGGAGGCGAGGCAUGGAUCCGCAGCCUCCUCCACCCGCCCAGGGCAGCCCACCUCACCGUGGCCGAGGCCGGGGCCGUGGCCGAGGCCGUGGUCGGGGCCGUGGCCGUGGCAGGGGGGGCGCUGGAGCCCCUAGGGCGCCCCUGCCCUGCCCCACCUGCGGCCGCCUCUUCCGUUUCCCCUACUACCUCUCCCGGCACCGGCUGAGCCACUCGGGGCUCCGGCCCCACGCCUGCCCGCUGUGCCCCAAGGCCUUCCGCCGGCCGGCCCACCUUUCCCGCCACCUGCGCGGCCACGGGCCCCAGCCCCCGCUGCGCUGCGCCGCCUGCCCCCGCACCUUCCCAGAACCGGCCCAGCUCAGGCGCCACCUGGCUCAGGAGCACGCGGGCGGCGAGGUCGAGCUGGCCAUCGAGAGGGUGGCCAAGGAGACGGCCGAACCCAGCUGGGGCCCGCAGGACGAGGGCUCGGAGCCGCCCACCACCGCUGCAGCAGGGGCCACGGAGGAGGAGGCGGUCGCAGCGUGGCCUGAGACGUGGCCUGCGGGGGAGCCUUCCACGCUGGCUGCGCCCACCAGCGCCGCGGAGCCCCGGGAGUCGGAGUCGGAGGAGGCCGAGGCCGGGGCAGCAGAGCUGAGGGCCGAGCUGGCGCUGGCGGCCGGGCGGCAGGAGGAGAAACAGGUCCUGCUCCAGGCAGACUGGACGCUGCUGUGUCUGCGCUGCCGCGAAGCCUUCGCCACCAAGGGCGAGCUCAAGGCGCACCCGUGUCUGCGCCCCGAGGGCGAACAGGAAGGGGAAGGGGGGCCCCCGCCACGCCCCAAGCGACACCAGUGCUCCAUCUGCCUCAAGGCCUUCGCCAGGCCCUGGUCCCUGUCGCGCCACCGGCUGGUCCACUCCACCGACCGCCCUUUCGUGUGCCCAGACUGCGGCCUGGCCUUCCGCCUCGCCUCCUACCUCCGCCAGCACCGCCGCGUCCACGGCCCCCUCAGCCUGCUGGCCCCGCUGCCCGCGGCGGGCAAGAAGGACGACAAGGCCUCGGGUGCACGGAACUCAGCCAAGGGGCCGGAGGGGGGCGAGGGGGCGGAGUGCGGGGGUGCCUCGGAAGGGGGAGAAGGGCAGAACGGAGGCGACGCCGCCCCGGCUCGGCCCCCCGCCGGGGAGCCCCGCUUCUGGUGCCCAGAGUGCGGCAAAGGUUUCAGGCGCCGGGCGCACCUGCGGCAGCACGGGGUGACCCACUCGGGAGCGCGCCCCUUCCAGUGCGUGCGCUGCCAGCGGGAGUUCAAGCGCCUGGCCGACCUGGCGCGCCACGCACAGGUGCACGCGGGGGGCCCAGCCCCGCACCCGUGCCCCCGCUGCCCGCGCCGCUUCUCGCGCGCCUACAGCCUCCUGCGCCACCAGCGCUGCCACCGCGCAGAGCUGGAGAGGGCCGCCGCGCUGCAGGCACUGCAGGCCCAGGCCCCGACGUCGCCGCCACCGCCCCCGCCGCCCCUGAAGGCCGAGCAGGAGGAAGAAGGGCUCCCGCUGCCCCUCGCAAACAUUAAGGAAGAGCCGCCCUCUCCGGGGACCCCACCCCAGUCCCCGCCGGCUCCCCCUGUCUUCCUCAGCGCCUCCUGUUUCGACAGCCAAGACCACUCAGCCUUCGAGAUGGAGGAGGAAGAGGUAGACAGCAAGGCUCACCUGCGCGGGCUGGGGGGCCUGGCCUCCUGACCUUCGCCGCCCUGCCCUCCGCCGCUCCGCCUGAGCUCCCCGGUUUGCAGAAUGGAGGAGGGAAGUUGAAGGAGCCACCUCCUCUGUCUACCCACCCGUCCCCUUCACGCCCUUGACACUAAGGAGUGGGGGGCCCUGGACUGCCCCUUCCUCCCCCAUCGCCCGCCCCCAGAACCCCUGAUGCUGGUUAGGAACCGCUCACCCCAACAUGUGUCUUAAGGCAGGACGACUUGGAAAAAAAGGCGGCGGACAGUUGGCCAGAGGGAUGGAGACUGGUGGGGACGCCCCCGCCUCCCUGUCCCCCGUUUCACACACUGGACACCAUCACCUCUUUGGAACUGCCAGACCCUGGGGGUCCCCAGUGAGCAAAGGUCUGUCCUUGUCCCUUUGUCUGUCUGUGAAUAAAUGUGAGUUCGUGAAAUCCAAGAGAGCGAGGUGUUCUGUGGAGGUGGGGCAGGCUGGGGGCGCUGGGGCGAGUCAGGAUUUGUCCAGCCAACUCUGAACUUGGGUUCAGAGCAGGAAGGACACAGAUGCAUCAGAAAAUAUGUGGCCCUCAACCAAGCAAGAAGCCGGUGAAGGCUGGGUUGAGAAGAAACAGGAAUGUGAGAAGAUAGAUCAUCGUCACCGCUGCCCUGUGGAAGCUCCGCGCGAUUAUCCUCACCACUGCCCUGUGGAAGCUCCGCGCCUUACUCAGUCAAUCUCUACCACACCCUUACUCUGUGUCAGCGGUGGUACUAGGCACUGAGGAGGAGUCCAAUACCUUCCUCUGAAAGAGCUGGAAUUCUAGCCCUGCAUUGUCCAACAUAACUUUUUUUUUUUCUCAGAAAAGUUUCCAUAAUCUUUCUUCCCUCACUCUGUUGCCCAAGCUGCAGUGCCGUGGUGCAGUCAUAGCUCACUGCAGUCUCAAACUCCCAGACCCAAGCAAUCCUCUUAGCCUCUCAAGGAGCUAGGACUACAGGUGCAUGCCACCACACCCAGCUGAUUGUUUCAUUUCUUGCAGAGACGGAGUCUUGCUAUCUUGCCCAGUCUGGGAGAACUUUUUGUGAUGAUGGGAUAUUCUACAUCUUCACUGUCCAAUAUGAUAUCCAGCAGACACACGUGGCUAUUUCCGUUUAAAUUUAGAAUAUGGAAAUGUAAAGACAUUAAGAUGAAAUAAAUGUAAAAGUUCGGUUCCUCA